AUGCUGGUCAUCUACAUUUUUAAACAAAGAACACACUCUUAUUUCUUCUAAUAAAUAUUGAGUGAUAGACAAUUUAAUCAAUUCACCUUUAUAAUCUAAUUAUUCAACAAAGUUCCUGAGUAAAUAUCAGCCAUUCUAUCAAUGUUUUUUUUUAGUCAAGGUAAUAAUUUCAAUAAAUAAAGGAUUAUUGAAAAAUAACGAAUCAUAACGAGGAAAUUGCAAUCAAGGCUUUUGGAUUAUUUAUCAUUGUCUCUCAAUAAAUACUGCUUACUUUAACUUAAGGAACAUGCCUGCUAUUUAUAGAUGA
Paramecium octaurelia is the source of this 307-nucleotide messenger RNA. The record is from the annotation of a GenBank genome assembly. NCBI's taxonomy places the organism in Eukaryota, Ciliophora, Oligohymenophorea, Peniculida, Parameciidae.